AUGCCGUUGAGGAUGUACCCUGCUCUCUUCUGUAACCUUUCCCCUGUUCUCCCGUGCCGCAGGGCUCCGUUCGCAGGUGGACAGCCUCGCACUGCCCUCCCCGGCACGGCCCAGGCGAUCAAGGUGGUGCCCGGCUCCCCCCAGUCUGCCGGCCCGUCCAGCCCCGUCCUCCUGGGCUCGGCUGCACGCCCCGGCCCGGCGCCGGCGGCCCCUCCCACCUCCCCACAACUGCAGCCAGCCUCCCUGCACCUCAAGAACUGCCUCCGCAUCUCCGGCCAGCAGACCGUCAGCCAGGCCCGCAGCGCCCUGCAGCUCGUGCACAGCCCUCCCGCUCCUGGUCCCGAGCGACCCACCGCCACCGUCCCCCCUUUGCGCAACCAGAGUUCCUCCUCCUCCUCCUGUCGCUCCCAGGCCGCAGUGACCCGCCCACUGUCCGCCGCGUCCCCCCAGCACGCUCCUCCGCCCGCCACCCCUCUGGCCGGGCCGGGCUCUCCCGGCGCCCGCUCCGCCAUCCCCCUGACCUCGGCCGCGGCCGCCAUCACCCCGCCCAACGUCAGCGCCACCAUCCUCAACGGAGAGGCGGCCGUGGGCCCACUGCGGUCACCCUCGCCGGCACAGCCCCCCGGAGCCUCCGCCUGCCUGCCCAAGCCAGAAGAGAAGAAAGUGGAAAAGAAGGAGAAGAAGGCAGGCGGGCUGCUGAAGCUCCUGUCAGGGGCGUCGGCAAAAAAGAAGUCCCGUUCCCCACCUUCUGUCUCGCCCACACACGAGCCGCAGACACCAGCCGCCGCCGCCGCCGCUGAGGGGCCCAUGCAGGGGGCCACGGCGGCCAACCUGCCUUCGGGGCUGAGCCACGGCAGGGCGGGGUCCUGCCCCAUCGAGAGCGAGAUGCAGGGGGCCAUGGGCAUGGAGCCCCUGCACAGGAAGUCCGGCUCCUUGGAUCUGAACUUCUCCGUCUCGCCGCCCGCCAGGCAGCCCUGCUCUUCGCUCAUCGCCAUCCGGCCGGAGCCGAAGCCCCUGUCCCGGGAGAGGUACCGCGUGGUGGUGCCUUACCCACCUCAGAGCGAGGCCGAGAUCGAGCUGAAGGAGGGCGACAUUGUCUUUGUGCACAAGAAGAGGGACGACGGGUGGUUCAAGGGAACCCUGCAGCGCACGGGCCGCACGGGCCUCUUCCCUGGCAGCUUUGUGGAAAGCUUCUGAAUAGGGCCUUUCUCCACCAGAUUGGCGCAGACAGGACCGGGCUUUCUGGCAUUAUCAGUUUUUUUUUAUUUAAGUCUGUCUCUUAAACACCCCCCGCCACACAGUCGGGACCUUCGCCUUCAAAGGUUUGGCGUCUCCGAGCACAAGGAGCGUUAAGGUGAACCAUUGACAUUCACUGCCAUUGUUACUUCCAAAGAAGCGACGAGGACCUUUGAAGAAAGCACAGAAAAUUCCCUCUCGGUGCACAACCCCUCUCUUUCCCCGUACCCCUUUUCCACCACCUCAGAGUGCACGGACAGAGGUGGAGAACUGUAUACAUCCCAGAAGCCUCGGAGAGGCUGUGCUGCUCUUUCGUCAACGCGGACGCACAGUGGUUUUCUGAAGUAGUGCCUUCACCCAUGGAGCCACCUGCAGUGAACAGACCGGAAGGAUGAACACUGGACGGAAGCAGAUCCACCUGAAAUAUGGAUUUUGCUAUAGCGAGGCGCACACCUCUGUCCAUUUAAAUGUAAAUUCUAAGUGAAAUAUUUGGAAGAUUUUGUUGUUUUUUUCUUUUACGAAUACCAUAAAUUGUUCUCGUACAGCCGCAGUGACCUUCUGAACUUCCCUGCGAAGGUCAGACGCUUAAGGUAUUUCCCAGGAGGGAGCUGUAGGAGGGACCAUUUCCAGUUCCAUGCGAGGUCUUUCCACUUGGGGUCAGGAUAGAGGAUUAAGCUGGUUUUAGUAGAAGACAACAAUUCAUUUCUCAGCACACAAUAAAAAACCCCGCUAGGCCCUCAGCACCAGGAGUCAGGAAGGAAUAAUGUGGGAAGAUCAUCACAUACUCUCGCUAUUAAGAUGUUGUGACUGUAGGGCUGAGAUGAUAAAAAGUGACAAGGUCCUGCUCCUAAAAGCUAUAGCUCCUCUGUACGUGGAAGGUACCAGUUUCCUUGAUUGUCCAGCCUUUGCUUUGAAAAUGCUAAAUUAAAUACAGAGAAAAUAAAGAAAAGAAGAAGCUUGUAAGAACCAGCCAGUGAAAUUAGAAUCAGAUAAAGCACACUGACUGAUAUUACAUUUUCCUGUGGUUUAUAAAUGUAUCUUCAGUUUAUAAAUGAGGUUUAGGGGAGGUGAUGGCAAAUCUCAGAAUUCAGCCUUGGGAGCACAAUGCAUCAGUGUGAAAAUCUUUAUUAGAUCACACUGAAAAACAUAUUUUUCUACUACACCUAGAAAAGCCACUUUAUUGAAGAAUUUAUUCAAAAUAGGGCCUCGAGAAAAUGAUUUUUUUUAUUGUGCGUGUGUCUUCAGUUGUAAAUAGAAAGCUUUAUUUAUUCAUUUCAGGAAUGAUUUUAUUUAGAAGUUGAGGCCGAUUUUAGUGCUUGUGACGGAGUCUGGAUCCGUAUUUCAUUUCUGCCUUCAAGCUGUGCAGAAUUUCUAAAAGUACAUCAAAUCAUCUUAAGUAGAUCAUUUGUUUUUUUAACUUGAGGAAAGAAAAUGAUAUAUUUCUUAUGAAUCUAAGGCACAUUACUACAUCAGGCUAGUUCUAGCAUGAAGAUCUUCAAGUCUGAAAAAAUGUGAAAAAAGAGACAUUUUUAAGGCUGUCCUACCUUGC
Messenger RNA from Lepisosteus oculatus (spotted gar), 2785 nucleotides. NCBI's taxonomy places the organism in Eukaryota, Metazoa, Chordata, Actinopteri, Semionotiformes, Lepisosteidae. The record is from RefSeq and is a predicted model, not a curated record.